Messenger RNA from Perognathus longimembris pacificus (Pacific pocket mouse), 749 nucleotides. It is a transcript of the gene Mrpl35, whose product is annotated as mitochondrial ribosomal protein L35. Bases 36 to 599 code for a protein of 187 amino acids. Gene Ontology annotation, biological process: translation. NCBI's taxonomy places the organism in Eukaryota, Metazoa, Chordata, Mammalia, Rodentia, Heteromyidae. Gene Ontology annotation, molecular function: structural constituent of ribosome. Gene Ontology annotation, cellular component: mitochondrion; ribosome. The record is from RefSeq and is a predicted model, not a curated record. The transcript is spliced from 4 exons.
GCGCCGCGCCCGCUGCCGCUGGCGAGCGGGCCAACAUGGCGGCCUCCGUGCUUGCGGGCGCGCGGAGAGCGGCUACAGGACUCUUAAAGCCUCUGAGUAUUUUGAUGUCUUCAGCUUAUGGAAACUGUGCCAAGAAUGUCUGUCUUAAUUCUGCCCUGUUUCCCAGGCAUUUCAGUCAUAUUCAGACACCAGUUUCCUCUGCUUCCCGACCUGUCACGUCUGUCAGAAAUCUAACAUGUGAGCAUACUGCAACAGUCCUGAAUAGAGUGGCCCUUUUGGUUCCCAGCAUCCUGAAGACACCAGUCCGAACUGUCACAUACUGCAGCACAAAAAAAGGCAAAAGAAAAACUGUAAAAGCUGUCGUCUAUCGGUUUCUUCGACUUCAUUCUGGUCUUUGGCUAAGGAGAAAGGCUGGUUAUAAGAAAAAAUUAUGGAAGAAGACAAGUGCAAGAAAAAGACGCUUGAGAGAAAUAGUGUUCUGCAAUAAAACCCAGAGUAAACUCUUAGAUAAAAUGACAACGUCUUUCUGGAAAAGGAGAAACUGGUAUGUUGAUGAUCCUUAUCAGAAGUAUCAUGAUCGAACAAACCUAAAAGUGUAGAUCAGAAAUUUUACAAUUUCCCAAUUAUUGAUUAUAUAUCCAUGUAUAUAUGACGUCUUUGCAAAAAUAAAAGUAUAAAACUGAAUGUAAAUUGUUUGAACUGACAUGUAAACAUAAUAUACCAUUAAACUUAUGAAAAUUUUAAAACUU